AUAUACAGAAAGUUGUUUGUCAUAUGUUCGUUAUAAAAUAGACAUAUGACAUACAAAAUUAUAAUUACAUAAAUACUGCUUAAUUAAUAAAAAAAAAGGUCUUUCAUUGAAAUGCCGUCAAACAGCUUGACGAUCAGCAGUACUUAUACCUCUAUGUAAUACAUCUACUGCGGGUGAUAAAUUUCGUAUCUGUAAAUCACUCCUUAUCUUAGUUAACGUAGACCCAAAAAUCGCUAGAGUUACUAUUCUGAAGUUCUCUGUCACCGCAUUAUAUUUUGCUUGACAGUACGUGACUAUUAAUACCCGUAUUUAUAAUAUAUCAAGUGGAACCUGAACUUAAAAUAAAGGUUUAGUUAAUACGUUAUUUUAUUAAUAGGCUCUAUAUUUGAAUUAUAGUUUAUCAAAUUUAUCAAUCGUUAUGUUUCAUAAAUCUUAAGUAAGCAAUAAAUACUUUAAAAUCUAAUACCUAAAUCAUCCAAUGAUAAUAAAAAAUGUACGAGUUAAGGUUUGGGGUAGAAUAAUUUACAGUUUGUCCACUAGGCAGCGUCUUCAUAAUCAAACAUUUUGUAAGGUAAUGUGUAUACUAUUUGUUGUGUGCCUGAAUUUAAAUUCUUUUAUUUAACUUUUAGUAAUUAAAAUUAAAAUACCCAAAGAUAAUGUCUUGUUUGAUAUUUAAAAGUAUCUACAUGUAACCUUAGUGCGAUCGAUAUCCAAAAUUGCUGAGUUCACGACAAGAAAGAACUACUUAAACCCUGAUCGAUCCACUUUCCCAUUAGUGUUAGGUUUCUUUGUUUAGUUUACUUCACAUUUAGUUAAGAAUUUUUCUUAAAAUACCUUCUUUAUUCCUUACUCCUUACUAAAGUUUUCAUUUUUGCCAAAGUUUCUGAAACUUUUAAUAAAUCUUAGGAACUGCAGAGAUCAAGUAUGAGUACUGAUUCAGAAUAUCCAGUUUGGGCCCUUUUACCAAAAAAAGAAACAGGUGUCACUGCAUUUAUUAAUAAAUUCCCAGAGUAUGAUGGUAGAGGUGUUGUGAUUGGAAUAUUCGAUUCUGGUGUUGAUCCUGGUGCAGCUGGUUUACAGACUACAAGUGACGGCAAAGUUAAAGUUAUUGGCCGCUUUGACUGCACUGGUGCUGGUGAUGUUGAUACAUCUACAGUUGUCCAAGCUAAGAAUGGAGAAUUAACCGGGCUUUCAGGGAGAACAUUAAAGAUUCCACCUAGUUGGAAAAACCCAUCUGGAAAUUUCCAUAUUGGAAUCAAAAAUGGUUAUGAACUAUAUCCAAAAACAUUGCUGGAUCGAAUUGUCAAGGAAAGGAAAGAUAAGAAAUGGGAUCCUAUUUUCAAAACAGCAAUGGCAGAAGCCAAUCGUAAACUGUUUGAAAUUACCAAGAAUACAGAUGUUGUUAAAUCUACUACAAGGACCGAAAAAUUAAACAAGGAAGAUGUUGACUGUCAAAUAGAAUGUUUAAACCAAUUUGAAAAGAAGUAUAGUGAUGUUGGUCCAGUAUAUGAUUGUGUUGUAUUUCAUGAUGGUGAAUCCUGGAGUGCCUGUCUAGAUACUAGUGAGGAGGGUGAUCUUGAGAAGUGCCAUCUUUUAAAAGAUUAUUCCACAAGUUACCAGUUUCAGUCUUUGUCUGAUGAUGAUUUAUUGAACUAUUCUGUGAAUAUUUUUGAUGAAGGAAACCUAUUAGAAAUUACAUCAGUUUCAUCUGGUCAUGGAACUCAUGUGGCAUCUAUAGCAGCUGCUCACUUCCCAGAUGAACCUGAAAAGAAUGGCAUUGCUCCAGGAGCACAAAUUAUAUCAUUUUCAAUUGGAGAUAUUAGGUUAGACACGAUGGAAACUGGAACUGCUAUUGUUAGAGCCAUGAUAAGAGUAAUGGAAUCAAGAUCAUCUAGUACUCCUGUAGAUGUAAUCAAUAUGAGCUAUGGUGAACAUCCUCAUUGGGCUUGUUCUGGUCGAAUUGGAGAGUUGAUGAAUGAAGUUGUUGAUAAGUAUGGAAUAUGUUGGGUAGCCGCUGGUGGCAAUCAUGGCCCAGCACUUUGUACAAUUGGUACUCCUCCUAAUAUUUCAUCAAAUAAUAUCAUAGGAGUGGGAGCAUAUGUAUCACCAGAAAUGAUGGAAACCGAAUAUUCUCUUCGUAAAAAAUCACCAGGAUUACCAUACACUUGGACUUCCCGUGGCCCUACAAUCGAUGGUGCUCGUGGAAUAUGUGUUUGCGCUCCUGGAGGAGCAAUUACCUCUGUACCUCAGUACACGCUCCGCCAUGCUCAGCUUUUAAAUGGAACUAGUAUGGCAUCGCCUCAUGUUGCUGGAGCAGUCUCUGUGUUAUUGUCGGGAAUGAAACAAAGAAACUUGCCAUUUUCUCCUUAUUCUGUGAUACAAGCUCUUACUAAUUCAGCGAAGUAUAUGAUUGAUCUGGACCAUUUUUCUCAAGGGCAUGGUUUACUGCAGGUUGAAAAAGCUUUUGAUCAUCUUGUAAACUAUUGUGAAGAACCUGAAAGACGUGUCAGAUUCCAUGUGACUUGUGGCAAUGGAUCGCAAAAGGGUAUUCAUCUCAGAGCUGGUAUAUCAGAUAAACCAAGAGAUUACCAAGUUAACAUUGAACCUGUAUUUGCAAAUGCCCAUAAACUUGAUUCUAGAGAAAAGCUUGGAUUCCAAAUGAGCAUAGCAUUGGGUUGCUCUGAACCUUGGGUUUCUCAUCCCAAACAUGUUGAAAUGACAAAUAUUGCUAGAAGUAUUCAAGUUCAUGUUGAUCCCACUGGUCUCGCUCCUGGAGUGCACUACGCUACAUUGAAGGGAUAUGAUGUUAAAUGCCCAGAUAAAGGACCUGUGUUCAACUUUGAAAUCACCGUUGUUGUUCCGCAUAUAUUCACCAGCAUGACCUCACCUCCCCAAUUGAAGUAUUCUUCAGUUUUAUUCAAAGCUGGUGAAAUUCAUAGACAUUUCUUGAUGGUCCCUGAUCAAGUAUCCUACGCAGUCGUGAAGUUAAAUGUCCUUAAUGAUGAUAAAGGAGGGAAUUUCAUUAUUCACGGUGUACAGCUGAGACCUAAAAGAGCCUGCAAAACAUUAGAGUUCCACAAAAUGGUCACUGCCAGCCCUCACACAGAAGCUUCUGUCUCGUUUAAAGUCAAGGGUGGUCUCAUUUUGGAAGUAGCCAUUGCCAAGACAUGGAUGGACCAGGAUCCUUGCAAUUUAGAUUACUCUAUAGGAUUGUACGGAUGUAGACCUGAAAGCGAUAAUUUUACCAUGCAUCAUGGUGAGGGUAUUAUGGUACUCGAAGUUCUUGGUGGCCUUCAGAGUGAAGAAGUUUUCCCAUCAGUUCAGUUCCGUCAUAAUGUUUUCAUGCUAAAACCGACGGAUUCGAAGAUCUCCCCGCUUAUUUCAUUUAGAGAUAUUAUCCCACCUUCAAGGCAUAUUUAUCAGUUGAUAUUGACCUACAAUUUGCACGUUCCAAAACAGACUGAAGUCACUCCAAGCUGCUCUCUCUUGUCUGAUCUCCUUUAUGAGAACGAAUAUGAAUCACAGCUGUGGAUGUUGUUCGAUAGCAAUAAACAGCUUUUAGCUUCAGGGGAUGCUUAUCCUUGCAAGUAUACAGUGAAAUUAGAGAAGGGUGAUUAUGUUAUAAAACUCCAAAUUCGUCAUGAGAAACGUGAACUGCUUGAAAAGCUUACGGAACUUCAGAUGCAAAUUCAAUGUAAACUGCCUAGCCCGAUCAGUUUAGACAUCUACCCGUCGCAUUCUCAAGCUCUUAUUUGGGGGAAGAAACUGUCAGGAGCUACCAUACCCUGUGGAAGAUACAGAUUGCCACUUUAUGUCGCUCCUCUUCAUGGAGAAAAAACUCUGAAAAACAUCACUGUAGGGCAGUACCUGCUUGGUCAGUUGACACUGUCGAAGAACGAUCUGGGGAAAAAAGUUGAUACUUAUUGCUUCAAAUACAUCCUUGGCGAUCUUACAAAUAAGAAAAAUUCAACUGGUAAUCAUAAAGCGGAUAAGACAAAAUGGGAAGAGUAUCAAGAAGCCUUAAGAGAUCUCAAGGCAAAUUGGCUUUCAAAAAUGGAUGAUAUCAAUGAUGAUUUAAAAAAAAAAAGAGAGAUUGUUCAGAUGAGACUUUAUCUGAAAAGAGGAUUAGUCAAGGCACACACACAUAGUUAUAACAAAAAGAGAGAUAACUGGUAAUUCUAAAAUUGUACAAAUAUGAUGCAAAAAAAAAUUAUAAAAUGUUUGUCAUUGAUGAACUAAAUUUCUAAAACAUCUGUCUGCCGCUUUCUCUGUUAGCUUUGAGUUCAAUAAGGGAUGCAGGAAAAAAAUUAAAAUGUGGAUUAUCUCUUUUUGUUAGUAGAAGUCUUAUUUAGAAACUUUAAUUCAAUAGUAUUAGAUAGGAAAAUUCAAGUAUGUCGAUAACAUUCGAUAGGUAGAUAGAAAUUCAAUCAUCUGGAAUCAAUUCACUUUUUUAUAGUACAGAAGUUAAUGUUAACUUUUUUUUAUUUUUCAGAUAAAAAAGAAGAUGCGGAUACUUUAUAUGAAGAAAUAAAAAAAGAAUUUCCUACUCAUGUUGCAACACACAGCAGCAUGAUGGCUGCAUUAGAACCUGAUUCCAAGCGCUUCUAUCCAGGCAUGGAGGAGACUAAGGAAUCUAUGGAAAUAUCCAAGCAUAUUGAAGAGAUUGCUGCGGCAGUGUGCAACGAAAUAGAUACAAAUGAAUUGUUGGUUCAUCUUGGAAUCAAAACUGAUCAUCGACUUGAUGCAGCUGUUAUUAAAACGUCCAUGGAACGACAAAAGACAGCUUUAAUUGAUGCACUAUGUAGAAAGGGUGUUGCAGCUUCUAGAACUUUGUUUUAUAAUCUUAAAAACCAAACUGGAGAUGCCGAUGUUAGUAGUAGUUCUGAAGCUAUCGAUGAAUUAUGGUUGAAUCUACUCAAAUAUGUUGACCAAACUGAUUUUAAGACUAUUGGAUACUUUGGCAUGUGGCAUGCUGCUGUUCAUAACAAUUACGGACGCCUGUUGAAGUACGCCAUCAAAUUACAGGAAGAAAAGUCCACUAAGGAACUUGAGAACUGCAUAAUUUGGGCUGCUAAUAAGCUUGGAUGGGAGUUCUAUUCUCAACACAUUUCAAGAUCUACAUUGGUUCGCUUUCCGCCCUCAUAUAGGCUCUUCUGAGCUCAAUAAUUUAUUAUAUUCAGAUGUACAUAAAUUAUUUAUUGUAUAUAACAUUCAGAUAAUAAAUUUUUUAAAGAUUUUCUUUCAUUUGUUAGAGUUGAUUACCUCAUUUAUUUAUCCCAACAUAUUGUAUUAUCUCUCUUGUAUUUUACAAAUAAUAAUAAUAA
This is a messenger RNA of Nezara viridula (southern green stink bug), 5324 nucleotides long. The record is from the annotation of a GenBank genome assembly. Lineage: Eukaryota; Metazoa; Arthropoda; Insecta; Hemiptera; Pentatomidae.